CAGAGGAAAAGCUGGGGCUGGAAAGGGAAUUGCACGCGCGAGACUGCCAUGAAGCUACUGCCCAGCUGGAGAGCCGCGCUGCCCAUGGGCCCUCGGCAUGGCCUGUGCCCCUGCAUCCCAGCCUUGCCGUGGGCACAGCAACCCAGAAAAGUUUCUCCAACCCGUGUCUCAGAGAUGAGAGCUCAGGACUCCAGGAGCCCGACACAGCAUGAGUCCCUGGGUUCAGCAGAGGAUUCCACCAGGGACCGGAAGACAUCCUUGCCCAUGGAGCCCAAGUUGGACAUGUUGUACAAGAUUGAGGAUGUGCCGCCAUGGUACCUCUGCAUCCUGCUGGGCUUCCAGCAUUACCUGACGUGCUUCAGUGGCACCAUCGCUGUGCCCUUCCUUCUGGCUGAGGCGCUGUGUGUGGGCCGCGACCAGCACAUGGUCAGUCAACUCAUCGGCACCAUCUUUACCUGUGUGGGUAUCACCACUCUCAUCCAGACUACAGUGGGCAUCCGGCUGCCGCUGUUCCAGGCCAGCGCCUUUGCCUUUCUAGUUCCAGCCAAAGCUAUCCUGGCCUUGGAGAGGUGGAAGUGUCCCCCAGAAGAGGAGAUCUAUGGUAACUGGAGUAUGCCCCUGGAUACCUCUCAUAUCUGGCACCCGCGGAUCCGCGAGGUCCAGGGUGCAAUCAUGGUGUCCAGUACGAUAGAGGUGCUGAUUGGGCUGAUGGGGCUGCCUGGGGCCCUGCUCAGCUACAUUGGGCCUCUCACAGUCACCCCCACUGUCUCCCUCAUUGGUCUCUCUGUUUUCCAAGCUGCUGGUGACCGAGCUGGCUCCCACUGGGGCAUUUCAGCUUGUUCCAUUCUACUGAUCGUCCUGUUCUCCCAGUACUUCCGCAACCUCACCUUCCUGCUACCUGUUUACCGAUGGGGCAAGGGUUUCACUCUCUUCCGCAUCCAGAUCUUUAAGAUGUUUCCGAUCGUGCUGGCCAUCAUGACCGUGUGGCUGCUCUGCUAUGUGCUGACCCUGACUGAUGUGCUGCCUGCAGAUCCCACAGCCUACGGCUUCCAGGCACGAACUGAUGCCCGAGGUGACAUCAUGGCUAGCUCACCCUGGAUCCGCAUCCCCUACCCAUGUCAGUGGGGCCUACCCACAGUGACUGUGGCUGCAGUCCUGGGAAUGUUUAGUGCCACCCUGGCUGGCAUCAUUGAGUCCAUCGGUGACUACUAUGCUUGUGCCCGGCUGGCUGGUGCACCGUCCCCUCCGGUACAUGCUAUCAACAGGGGAAUUUUCACUGAAGGCAUCUGCUGCAUCAUUGCUGGGCUACUGGGCACAGGCAACGGGUCUACCUCGUCCAGCCCCAAUAUUGGGGUCCUAGGGAUUACCAAGGUGGGAAGCCGUCGAGUCGUGCAGUAUGGUGCAGGCAUCAUGCUGGUCCUGGGUGCCAUCGGCAAGUUCACAGCCCUCUUCGCCUCUCUCCCAGACCCCAUCCUGGGUGGAAUGUUCUGUACCCUUUUUGGUAUGAUCACCGCCGUGGGACUGUCCAAUCUGCAGUUUGUAGACAUGAACUCCUCCCGCAACCUCUUUGUACUGGGAUUCUCCAUGUUCUUUGGCCUCAUGCUGCCCAAUUACCUGGAGUCCAACCCAGGUGCUAUCAACACAGGCAUUUCCGAAGUGGAUCAGAUCCUCACUGUGCUGCUGACCACGGAGAUGUUUGUUGGCGGGUGCCUUGCUUUCAUACUGGACAACACAGUGCCAGGGAGCCCAGAGGAAAGAGGCCUGGUACAGUGGAAAGCUGGAGCCCAUGCCAACAGUGAGACGUCAGCCAGCCUGAAGAGCUAUGACUUCCCCUUUGGGAUGGCCAUGGUAAAAAGGAGUGCCUUCCUCAGAUACAUUCCUAUCUGCCCAGUCUUCAGAGGAUUUGCUAACAAGUCAGAAAAUCAGACUCCAGUUCCAGAAGAUACUCCAAACAAUACAGAAACUGCAUCUGUGUGCACCAAGGUCUGAAACUAACUACGAAAGGAAAGGAGGAACUGGACGUAACAAGAAAAGAAAACCACACAGAAGACAGAAGACCUGAGUUGGGAUUCUCAGCUCUGCCUUUUCCAAAUUCCCAUGUAAGCUUGGACAAAUCACCUUCUGAGACUGUUUCCAUAUCAGCUUACAAAACAUCAGAAGAGUAGGCCAAAGUCUCUAAGCACUCUAGAGACUUGCACUAGAAUUAUUCUGUUUCCCACGUUUACUUUCCUAAGCAUACAUGUCAAUGUAAAGAAAUAGUGGGAAAUUCUCUACAUUGAGAGUUGACAAAAAGGAAAUCAGGAGAUUCCAGGGGUAAAUACAGACAUGCAGGUAGGCUUUUUUUUUUUAAACGGAAUUUAAUUCUAAUGUCAUGUAUUUUAAGACCAAAACAUAAUACUAAACAAUAUAUUGGACCAAUAACUUAGAUAAAUAUCCCCCAUUCCCACAGGGAAAUAAAUCUAAAUUUUAAUUAA
Messenger RNA from Microtus oregoni (creeping vole), 2474 nucleotides. RefSeq names its product solute carrier family 23 member 1-like. Gene Ontology annotation, molecular function: transmembrane transporter activity. Gene Ontology annotation, cellular component: membrane. The coding region runs from base 49 to 1989 and encodes 646 amino acids. Lineage: Eukaryota; Metazoa; Chordata; Mammalia; Rodentia; Cricetidae. The record is from RefSeq and is a predicted model, not a curated record. Gene Ontology annotation, biological process: transmembrane transport. The transcript has 16 exons.